Paramisgurnus dabryanus is the source of this 2231-nucleotide messenger RNA. NCBI's taxonomy places the organism in Eukaryota, Metazoa, Chordata, Actinopteri, Cypriniformes, Cobitidae. The record is from RefSeq and is a predicted model, not a curated record.
AUUACGUCAUUCACAACAUCCGAUAAGUUGUUCCUGCUUUUAGGAAGUAAAUCUAGAGCGGUGUUUAUACACCAGACGGGACUGUCAAAUCGAUAUUUGAGACACUCUAAAGGUGUGUCUCAAGCAUCCCAUUUUUUAACGAGAUAGUUUAGAUGUUUCUAACGGGGGGCACAGUGUCGUGUGACGUUAUUCGCCGUUUUUCGUAAGUGCUAGUCAAGUGACACACUAAACAGGCAGUGGCUUUUGUGGAUGUUGUGGGGGUUUGACUAGACGAACUUCAACUCGCUGGCCUCAAAAUGUUUCUGUUCACGAAAAAGAAGAAACCCAGUGAGGAUUCCAAGAAACGAUUUGAGUACCAGUUGUGCUUGGCCAAAGAAGCAGGCGCUGAUGAUGUUCUGGAUAUUUCUGCCUGUGAGCUUACAGAGGUUCCUUCCUGUGCCUUUUCCAUCUGUAAAGUUCUCCAGAAAAAAGUCUUUAUUCUCCAUGGAAAUUAUUUAAAAUCAAUUAUACCUAAAGGUUGCUGCAUUAGUGCCUUAGCAACCAUAAAGGUUUUGGAUGUCCAUGAUAAUAAGCUCACAUCACUUCCCGAUGACCUGGGGCAGCUUUUGUCCUUACAGGUGCUGAAUGUAGAAAAGAAUCAAAUUAAACAGCUGCCGGACACUAUAGGGGAUCUACGGCAUCUACAGACACUAAAUGUGAAAGCAAACUGCCUUACUGUGAUUCCUGUAUCUGUGGGUCGAAUGAGCAGUCUCCGCACACUGGACCUAAGUGAAAACAGCAUCAGAGAGCUACCCAAGGAACUGGCCUGUGCUCGCACUUUGGAAAGCCUGAUCCUGGAUGCAAAUGUUAUGAGCUAUCCUCCUGCAUCAGUGUGUACAAGUGGCACAGAGGAAAUUCAGCAGUACCUUUGCUCAGAAAUGGGUCUGGAGUAUUGCCCUCCAUCCCAGUAUCUCCUGCCUGUGUUGGAGCAUGAUGGAGCGAAGCCGGAUGAGGAUUGUGUUGAUGGUGAGGAGAUGUCUUGGCAGAUCAAAUACAUGGACUAUGAGAAGAGAAAGGAGCAGAAACAGCAGGAAAAGGUGAUAUUUGAAAAGGAGCUAGAGGAGAAACAGCGAGAGCACACUCAACUCCUCUUCCUCAACAACACCCGCAAAGAGGACGCUCUGCUGUUUGUCAAACAGAACAAGACUCACUCCCAAAAAUGGGAUGAUUGACACAGAGAUAUCCAUAGCAAAGUUCUGCCAUCUAGCGUGCUUAUCACUCACAGCUUUGACCAAAAUAAUUUGACAGCGUUAUGUUUUGCAAUAAACCUCCGUCUUGACGUUGUGUAUUGUAUGCAUUUAAAGGCUGCUCCACAGCGCGCUGUCUUGCACUGUUGCCAGGUCCUCGUCUUUUUUGUACUUGCAUACCGUUUUGGUUUUCUCAAGAAGUGAUCAAGUUUUUGGUGAUCAAGAUUCCAGUCCCAAUAUUUUUUACUUUUAGGUAAAGCAUUUGCAUUUAUUUCGGUUUAUUAUUGGAUUUUUCUUGUUGGCUGUUUUUUUUUGUGUAAGAUCUGGCAACACUAGUCAGCAAACGCUCGUGCCUCUGUCAUUUUCUGCACCGCGCAUACUGAAGACAUUUUUCCCCGUCUAGGCAUUUAUUUUUUCAGAAGAAAGACCUGAUUUGUACAUGAUUCAUGUUUAAACACUAUAUAUUAACUACUAGUUGUUCAGUUCGGUUAUGUACACACUAUGCAGAGUUUCUGUAAAUGCGGUUGUCGCUACCUGGAUUUUGCGGCAGUUAAUUCAGUUGUAGAAUGCGGUUGUCAGUCCCAUAAAUUACUGAACUGUGUGUGUGUGUACAGAACAGGAUAAGCAUUAAAAGGUGAGUGACAACCGAAUUAAUAUGCAGUGUAUACGGGACCUAUAUAAUACGCAUAUAAUACAAUCUAUAUAUGUACUUAAAGGCAUAGUUUACCCAAAAAAAUCAUAAUUUACUCACCCUCAUGUUGUUCUAAACCUGUAUGAGUUUCUUUAUUCUGUUGAACACAUAAGAAGAUAUUUUGAUGGUAAGCACUCAGUUGACGGUCAUAGUAUUUGUUUUUCCUACUAUGGUAGUCAAUGGGUACCGUCAACUGUGUGCUGACCACCAUUUGUUAGAUUUUAGACAACAUGAGGGUGAGUAAAUGAUGACAGAAUAUUUAUUUUUGAGUGAACUGUGCCUUUAAUUUGAUUGAACAGAACAACACUCAAGCA